Messenger RNA from Camponotus floridanus (Florida carpenter ant), 1584 nucleotides. RefSeq lists its product as uncharacterized. The transcript has 3 exons. The record is from RefSeq and is a predicted model, not a curated record. Bases 83 to 1291 code for a protein of 402 amino acids. Lineage: Eukaryota; Metazoa; Arthropoda; Insecta; Hymenoptera; Formicidae.
UUAUUUACAUUAGAGUCCUAUAGGACUGUAAGGCUGCGAUCGCCUCGACAUUGUAGCCCUGUUUUUUUUAUAUGUAAAUAAAAUGGUCCGUAUAUGCGAAGUAAACGGCUGCAAUGUCCGGGAAGGACAGAGAAAGAUGCUUUUUAAUUUUCCAAAAAAUCCUGAAAGGCGUUCUAUUUGGGUGUCACAGACUGGACGGAAAUUCUGGCUACCCGGAACCUCCAGCUGCAUCUGUGAAGAUCAUUUUGAUGCAUCACAAUGGGAAACAGUGCGUGUAGAUGGGUCUAGAAAACUCCGACGUUUUGCAAUACCUUUGCGUGCAGAAAAUAAUAAAAACGUUUCAAAAUUUGUCACAAUGCAUGAUCAUAAGUAUACUGUUGACGCAAGUCAGCGUCUUCCCUUUCAAGACCUCACUACACAAAUGAACUCAUCUCAUGACAACAAUUAUAUCUCAAUUCAAUGUGUGCCAUCAAGAUCCAUUCAAGUUGCAGGAAGUCCAGUAAUAACCAGAACGAACAACAUUACAAUAGAGAAUAUGCAUCAGGAUUCUAGUGAUAAUCCCGACCCACUAUCUAUUUUGGCCGAUAUUUGUGCUGUCUCUGAACCGGUCGAUAUACUUCCAGCUACUGCAAGUUCAGCAUCAAUAAAAAAAAUUCAAGAAUUACAAGAUCAGCUGAAAAAACAAAAGGAAGAAAUAGAAACCUUGCAACAUGUCAACGAGCUUUUAAAUAUUGUAGCACAAAAAGUAACAGAAAAGUUCCAUACUAUUAAGUCUACUUAUGAUAAAUGUAGAAUUAGACUAUGGAGAUUAGAACAAAGUAAGAUAAAAUCUACUCUUACCUUAACAUCAAGACUACGUGCUGAUCAGAUUGCAUCUCUGAGAAGGCAAUCCAAUCGUGGCCUCAAGUGGAGUUCAGAAACUAUAAAGGAUGCCCUUGUGUUUAAGAUGAAAUGGGGGACUACGAAUUUUUCUGAUUUUAUAAAUUAUUUACCUAUCUUUCCAUCAGUGAGGACUCUGCAAAGAACGAUUGAGCACAUUAAAUUCGAAAGUGGCAUUUUAGAUGAGGUUUUCGACAUGCUGAAGUAUGCAGUAGAAGGCAUGUCUGAAAAUGAAAAAGACUGUAUGAUUGCUGCAGAUGAGAUGGCAAUUAAAGCUGGAUUAGUGUUUGACCCAUCAACUAAAAGAAUGAUAGGGAAAUGUACAUUUCCUACUCAUGUCGGGCCAGCUAACAAGAUCCUUGUUAUCAUGUGUGGAGGAAUUUGCAUAAGGUGGAAAGUUGUUCACUACUAAGUAAGGGCCUUCCCAAUUGUUCUGCAAUUUUUGGGCUUUCCCUUUACUUCUUCGAGGGUUAAAUAACCAGACUCUCUCUCCCUCCUUAAAAAAUACUGCUCUAGCUUUCCGAUCAUAUCUGGCUUUCAUUAGAGAGGACUUUAAAACCAUACGUUCCCUAACACAAGAACGAAUUUCCUCUAAUUUUGCUCUUAAAUUUUCGAUAAAAUUUUCCGGGGGUAACCUUUCUUCGUCAAAACUGGGAGUUUCUUGAAACAAAUCGACCGGUAGUCUUAGUUCUCGAGCGAAGUACA